Molecule: messenger RNA, 6586 nt
Organism: Harpia harpyja (harpy eagle)
Lineage: Eukaryota; Metazoa; Chordata; Aves; Accipitriformes; Accipitridae
Gene: UBTD2
Product: ubiquitin domain containing 2
Exons: 3
Coding region: 41-745 (234 amino acids)
Molecular function (GO): protein binding
Source: RefSeq, a predicted model, not a curated record
GGGGCGGCUCGGCGGCGGGUCUGCGGGCCGGGCGGGCCCCAUGGGCGGGUGUGUGGGCUCCCACCACGACUCCUCGGGCAGCCUCAACGAGAACUCGGACGGCACCGGAGUUGCUCUCGGUCGUAAUCAGCCCUUGAAAAAAGAGAAACCGAAAUGGAAAAGUGAUUACCCCAUGACAGAUGGACAGUUGCGCAGUAAGAGAGAUGAGUUUUGGGACACAGCACCAGCUUUUGAAGGUCGCAAGGAGAUUUGGGAUGCCCUCAAGGCUGCAGCGCAUGCUUUCGAGAGCAAUGAUCACGAACUGGCACAAGCAAUCAUUGACGGUGCAAACAUAACACUACCACAUGGUGCUCUUACAGAGUGUUACGAUGAACUGGGCAACCGGUACCAGCUUCCCGUCUACUGCCUCGCCCCACCUAUCAACAUGAUAGAGGAGAAGGGCGACCUGGAGACUCUGGAUAUUCCUGAUCCCCCACCCAAUUCAGGGCACGAAUGCCAGCUUCGUUUGCGCCUCUCCACAGGCAAAGACCUCAAACUCAUGGUCCGCAGCAUGGACACGGUGUACCACAUGAAGAGGCGGCUGCACGCGGUGGAGGGAGUGGAGCCAGGCAGCCAGCGCUGGUUCUUCUCGGGCAGGCCGCUGGCAGACAAAAUGAAACUGGAGGAGCUGAAAAUCCCAAAGGACUACGUGGUGCAAGUCAUCGUGAGCCAGCCCUUAGCAAAUCCCACCCCGGUGGAAAACUGAUUUCUGCUUGUUUAUUGAUUCUUCUUUCCUCCGUCUCUGUCAUGGGGUUUGUUUUCACUGCCCUCUCUUCUUUUGGUUUGUCCUGCUAAUGGAUUGGUUCCAAGAAAUGACCAGCAAAAAUUCCAUCUGUGAUGGAGAUCUGCAAAAACAAAACAUAAAAAUGUAAACUGGCCUUUGGGGUUUGCCUGAUCUCGUAUUUAACACAACAGCAAGCAGCACAGGGCAAGGGCAAAGGAAGGAGCAGAAAGGGGAAGGGAAAAGAGAGGAGGUACAAAGAGGGAGGGAAGAGGUUGUCAUUCGCUUAAACAAUACAAAUAUGUAAUGAUUCUUAAAACUGUAGGUGGUGUCCUGAUAUGUGGAGCCAGAGCAAGAGAGCACUUUUAUUUAAAAAAAAAAAAAAAAAAUUAAAAACUUAAUCAAUUUAUAAAAUUUCAUAUCAGCACCACAUACAGUUCAUGCAAGAAUCACAGCUGCUCUGAAUAGGUCCCACGCUGCCUGUUCACAGGGAUCCUUUCUAGUUUGACCUAACUCGCGUGCUUCGCCCAGGCACUGCCGAGGCACAACCGGCCCCGGGCAGCCCCUGGGCUGGGGGCUCGGUCUCCAUCCCGCGCGGGCGGCUCCUGGUGAUGCUCAGACCAAGCAAUUGUACAUUCCAAGAUGGCAAUGCAGUCCUGUGCCAUUGCUGGCUCCCGAGCUGGGAACGUAGCCUGCCGGAGCCUUAGGCAAUAAUUUAGUCAAUGUAUACUCUCUCGUACUGUACUGUAUACUUACUUGCUACAAGACUGACUUAGCCUGAAGUUUACUGGCUGACCGGCACCUGAGUAUGUGCCUGCUGAAUUACUGUAUAUCACUCAGACCAUUAAAACGAGCUUUGAUCAGGCUAACUAAAGUGAGUGAUGCACUGGUCUGUGCUUAACGGUUGGGUGCAUCACCGUCAUCAAAUGGCACCAGUGUAAUAGGUCCAGGUUAAACUGCAAUUACACCUACAUGCAAUGGAUUGCAGCUUCCCCUCUAUUCCUAGAGGACACAAAGCAUGGAAGAUGGUAAGAAGGACACGAUAGCACACGGUUUUCAGCUUUUCCUGUGACUGUCAUUUGAAACAGCAGCCAGUCUUCUAGCUCUGGUGACUCUCCAGCCAGGACAACUGGAGGUAUCCUCACCGACACGCACCCACGGCCCAGAGCGUGACGGUGGUGUUUCACAGCCAGUGCUUUCCCUUCAGAAUGUAAGAGGAACCCUUUUGGCAAACGACAAAUCCUUUUGUAGUCUCAAAAAUCUGAAUCAGAGCAUAUUUGUGGGGCAGGGGAGCAGUCGAAUUGCUUGUUCCCUCAGUCAGAGAUGCUCUCUGUUUUCCUUUGGCUGCUCUGCACCCCUGUCUGGUGAUGCCUUUGGUGGAGAUUGAAUGCCCUGUUCCUUUUACACAGUUUCUAGUUUGCUUGGGUUUUAAGCCAUCAUUGAAAUGACUUGACUUCUUCCAAAACUAUUGGUUUCUGUCUUCCCUCUCUGAAUGAUCGGUCUAAAGCUACAGUUGUCCCAGCUCUUUCUUGUCUGCUAGUGAAACUGGUGGGUUACAUUGACAAUUUUAAACUUGUUACUUUUGCUCCUUCAUUAAUUCCAUAGAACUCGGUUUCUUGGACUCGAAGGGAGUUCUUGCUCCAUGAGCAUCAGCAUCGAGCCAGAAUGAGCAGGGGUCGCUUGCACAACAUCACAAGUCUUUCCCAGCACGUGGAAGCAGGCGCAGAAUUUACAUUGAUGAUUGGAAAACGGAUCCACAUUUUGUAUGCGUUUCCCACCCUACUCCGAAUAGAUAUAGCUUUCUUUUUAGUCCCUGUGUUGUAUUAAGCCUAUGGUUUUCUGACAGUUCCUUUAGCCCCGAUUUGGUACAGGAUGACUGAAGUGCAGUGGCAGAGUAGCUCCCUGUUCUCAUAAACACCAAAGUGACUUGGUUUUCUUUUUUUUUUUUCUUUUUAAAGAUUAAAUCAAAGCUGAUAAAUACUAAUCUAUAACAAAAGUUUUCUAUUGUGGAGGUUUUUUUUAAGACAAAUAUGAUUUACUAUACUGGGUUUUUGCAGCCAGAUCUUUUGCAUUCCAGAGGGGGAAAAAAAUAUUUGAUAUAUAAACAACUCAAAAAUCUCUUGGAUUUUGCAGGGCAAAGGAUGGUUUCAUACCAGGAAGACACUACUUGUCUUGUAAGGCAUAACUUACAUGUCUGUAUAAACAGUCUUUACAAUGUCAUUUCCCUGCAGUCCCUUCUGGAACAGGGGGAAUCGUGAUAGAUUAAGAAGGAGCAAACCAGAGUGACAGUUCUGUAGCUGUGAACACUAAAACACUACUUUUUUUUUUUUUUUGGUAGAAUACAUUUUGUUGAUUUUUUUUCUUUUCUUUUUCUAUUUUUGUUCAGGCUAUUGUCACUAUGUACUGUUUUUGAGAUUACAGCGUGUAGGGUCUGGGAGAGCUCCUUCUUUCUCUCUCCCCUCUCUUAGUUGGAAAAGGUUCAGUUAUAUCAUGCUGUAAUAGAUGACCAUGCUUUAUAUUAAUUGCUUUUGUGUCAGGGAGCAAGGUGAUGAUCUGAAGGCCAUUUCGUGAGUGGGCUUUGAGUAGAACAGAGAAUUGGCUCAUGAAAAUACUCUUUUCUCUAACAGCCUCCCCCACCUCCUGUCCCUUAAGCACAUAUCUAAAACUGAAAAAACUCAAUGGUAAAAUGCUUUGAUAGGUGAAAGUGAGACUUUUCAACCUCUUCUGUAUAAAAUGACAGAUGUACUAAGCACAUACCCUGCUGGAAACAAAUUUUAAAAGAUUUGUAUUGGGAAAGAAUUCUAAGUUUUGAAAUAUAUAUAUAUAUAAAAAAUCAGUAAUGAAGGCAUACAGCAUGUUGACUAACAUAUCCCAUGUAUAUAGACUAGAGGUUGCAAUAUACAUUGAGAGAACAGUCAUUUCUGUCUCUGAAAUGCCUUGUCUUUAUCCUACGAGAUGGUCUUCGGUGCAAAUGCCAGUGCAGGGGACUGGGCUGGGGCUCCCGUGGGACUCAUGUGGGUGUCUGGGCAGAGCAGAGCUCCCCGCGUGCCUGGAGGAGGGAGGGAAGGAGGGAGGGAAGGCUGGUUUAAUUGCAGAGCAGAGUAGGCAUGGCUGAAGUGAGACUAACCAAGUACUAAGCUGCUGUUUAGCUGGCAGCCCUGGUGGGAAGGACUGGUGCAGGUCUGCAUGGUGGACACCAGUGGCUGCUCACGGGGAGGAUGGAUAGAAGCACACUGGUGUGUGCAUCUUCGUUUUGCAGCAUGAGUGUGUGUUGAGCUUGCAGCUCAACGCUGCUGGCAGCAUGGCCUGGGCUGGGGUUUGGCAUGCUAAUUGGUGUGCUGCCCCGCACCGUGUGGUGUCUUGGGUAUAAUUGAAGCAAUGCAACAGGUUUUUUAACGCGUGCAGCUAUGAACUGCAAUGCCAAGUACAGACAAGUGAGGAGUAAUAGGAUUUUUUUUUUUUUUUAUUUCUUAGACCCAUCAGCUCUUUGUGUCAUUCGUAGCUCUGGCUAUGGACUGAUGCCAGUAGAUAACAUUUUUUUUUACCAUGUUAGUGACAGGUCUGUUUGAUGUGAUUCAGAUUUUUAUACUCUUUAUUGUUGCUUCUGUCUGACCCAGAAGUGAUAACCUAGUGAAGUUCCACACUCCUGAACAGCUUGAAGGGCAGAGAGGCAUGAACACACACAGUCUGCUGGGGCGAGGGAGCUCCAGAGAAGCCACAGAUGCUGUAGGUACGUUGCUCAGUGCACUACGGAAGGAUGCUCAGGGUCGUCUUCCACAACCAAGUGACAGCUGCUCCUUCAGAGCAUCCAGCUCCCAAAAGUUUCAUUGACUACCAUGGCUCUUUGUGCAUCACAGUUUACUGGUAUCCUCUGCAGAAGACACAGCUUGGAAUAGCUGCAUUGUGAGAACUUUUUUAGAGUUUUCUGAAAGCCUUUGCUUCUCUGGAUCUGGAAAAUAUUUUGGAAAACUAAAUGAUGUGAGUCAGCAGUGUAAUAAAUUGGGUUUUUUAAUAGACACCCCAAUGCUAAAAGUAGUAACAACAACAACAACAAAAAAAACUCACCCUAGGAGCAACCAAACAAAACUCAGCUCCUCUUUGCCUUUCACAGAAAGUUCCUAAGUUGCUUUGGGAGGAGAGGAAAGAGCGAUUCAUUGGAGCAACAAGGCAACACAUGGCAAUGUGCAUAACCUUUGGUAGAGCAGAUGGCCAACUGAUAAAAUAUUGCUGUAGUAUGACAUGCUUCUGCAUAUAUAUCCAUUGUUAGUAAAUACUGUAAAAACUUUUUAAAAACUAUUAAAAAAAACAAAACAACUUUGUUACAAUGGUGGGAUGCUUUUAGCCAUGGAGUUUUGAAAGCAUUUUCGCUGUGUUAAGUGUUGACAAAACGAAUGCUGUACGUUCUCCGUUUCUAUCUUCAGAAGCCUAAGUGGUAGCUACAUUUCUGACUCUUGAUCUAUAUUUUACAAACUGUUUUCUAUGUCACUGUACAUACAUCCAAGACCCUGCACCUUAUGCAGAGAAUGUUUACAUUUAAAAAAAAAAAAAAAAUUUGUUGGCUUUUUCACUGCGCUGCUCAGAUCUGUUCUGUUGAAAUGAAAGUAGCCUCUGUUAGAAAAAGGAGCUUUUUUUCCUUUGCCCUUCACCACUUCCCCCGUAAUUCUGACUCCCUCCUGGAUGAUGGCUGGCAGCUCUUGGACAGCUUGCGCUCUCCUGGAGUAGGAUGUAGAGGUAUUUGAGAAAGGCGUUUUUGAAAACUUGCUUUGGGUGGGGGGCUGAGCUUUGUAUGCUCUGUAACUUUCUUGGAAAAAGAAAAAAAAAUCUGCUUCAAAUCCACUAGAUGUUGGUGGUCUGCCUUGCAAGUUAAGUGAUCUAGGAAGCCUUGGAGUUAAACUUUCCAGCAACUGUGCUUCUGUCUUCUCCCAAAGAAGAUGAAUGUCCUGCUAUUAUAUCUGCAGCUACAAACACUUCUGUUGGUUAAUGACUGUAUAUACAAGUCUGCCUGCUUUAAAACUUUCCUUUUCAUAAAGUGUUUUUGAUUGCUCUGUUCUGCAAAUGGCUCUCCUCUUCCAUAUUUCAUCUGCUUAGAUACUCCGUAGCCGCGUGUGUGUUGCUCUUGUUCAUAGGAAAUGGAGCUAUAGCUCUCCUUCCAAGGGAGAUACAUGCCACUGAGCCUACAAAAGUCAAAUAGUUGGAAGAUGAGAUGUUUUAACCAGCGGGCUUCUUACCGUGGACUUUGAGACUUUUAAUAAAUGUGUCCACUGGACUCUCCAUGAAAAAGUACGUUCCUGCCCUCCAACCAGGACCACCUGUUGGGUAUUUAUCCGGUAGAACUCGGUAUUUGUAUACUUUACAGAUGAAGACCAUUUGAUCAGAGCCAUGGGGCAAAUAGAGAACUUAAAAUCCUGACUCCUGCCUUAAAACUUUUAGUUCAUCUUGAGCUCCAAAAAUUCUGCACCUGCUUGUUCCCAAGUCCCUUUUUUCUUUAGGAAAUUUGAAUCCAGUCAAAGGCUGGAGACAAUUUAAGGAAAUUUAAAACAAAAUAAAUUUUAGCUGAUGGCUUUAUUAAAAUAACUAACUGGUCUUGUAUUAAAAACCCUAUUUGUGCCUCUCAAGUCCAGGGAAUGUUUAAAAAGUGGAGGUGGCUUUUGAGCAAUGAUUGAAAUGACUGCAUUAGCUGGCAAUUUGUAAGACACUUGCUUUCAUAUGCUCUGAGCAAGAGACUUCAGUUUGUGUCCUCUCUGCCUCAUGGUAAUGGCUUUCAAAGAUGGCUGGUACCAUCAAAUUUGUACUUCUUGAAUAAAUAUCUUCAUUUUUAUGGUAAAA